Messenger RNA from Myxocyprinus asiaticus (Chinese sucker), 6480 nucleotides. RefSeq names its product uveal autoantigen with coiled-coil domains and ankyrin repeats protein-like. Lineage: Eukaryota; Metazoa; Chordata; Actinopteri; Cypriniformes; Catostomidae. The record is from RefSeq and is a predicted model, not a curated record. Gene Ontology annotation, molecular function: actin binding. The transcript has 18 exons. Bases 117 to 4130 code for a protein of 1337 amino acids.
CGUUAAAAGCUGUUUUGUAUAACCAAACGAAACUGUAAAACAUAACUGUUGUUGUUAUUAUUUAUUCAUUUACUAAACUACACUCUACUGUUCAUUUAUUCAACCAAAGCGAAAACAUGAAGAGUUUGAAGUACCGACUGAAAAAGCAUGAAGUUACCAUCACAAACACAGACUGGAAUAAGUAUGAUGACAGGCUGAUGAAGGCAGUGGAGAGGAGGGAGGUGGACAAGGUUGCUGCUGUGCUUGGCAAGAAAGGCAUCAUCCCCACCAAACUCGAUGUAGAGGGGCGCUCUGCGUUCCAUCUUGCUGCCACCAGAGGACAUCUUGACUGCCUGAAUCUUAUUCUUCAUCAUGGUGUGGAUGUCACAGCCACUGAUGCCACAGGAAAAAAUGCCUUACACCUGGCAGCUAGAAAUAGCCAGUCACUCUGCGUGCAGAAGCUACUCCAGCACAACUGCCCAGUGGGAAACGUGGACCUGCAGGGAAGAACAGCCCUGCAUGACGCUGUUAUGGCUGGCUGCUCCUCCAGUGUGAAGCUGCUCUGUGACAGUGGAGCAUCAGUUAAUGCCAGUGACUUUGAUGGUCGAACACCAUUGGUGCUUGCCACUCAAAUGUGUCACCCACACAUCUGUCAACUGCUUUUAGACCGAGGAAGUGACAUCACAGUCAGAGACAAACAGAAUAAGACAGCAUUGAUUCUGGGUUGUGAGUACGCGUGCAAAGACGCUGUGGAGGUUUUGUUGAAAAAUGCCGCUGAUGUUACUGCCAUAGACGGUUUUGGCUAUGACAGUUAUCACUAUGCAAGACUCAGCAAAAACCAGGAGCUUGUAUCUCUUGUCAAGAGUUACCUGGACAUUGCAACAAAAGCAAAAGAGGCUGCCAAGAUGGAACAGAAAAGGAGACAGGACCUGGAGAAACAGAAUGAGAGCCAACAGGAAACACUAAAGAAGUUCCACCAGGAGCAGAGAACACUGCUUGAUAAAGUUAACAUGCUUCAGCAGCAGCUCAGCCAGGAAAAGUCAACAGUGGAGGACAUUCACAAGGAGAGAGAACAGCUGAAGCUUUUACUUUCUGCCAAAGAGAAGGAGGAAGGAGCGAGGGCCAUGGAGACUGUGAGAGUCCAGCAACGGAGCCUUUUGGGAGAUUACCCAGGCCAGUCCGUCAUAAAAGGAAAAGAAAACAUGCUAGUUCGACAGUCACACAGCUUGGACUCUGCUCAGAUCUUGCAGCCUAGAGUACCAUCUCAAUCUGUGACUCGGCCUUUGGAGCUGUCACGUCCAAUAGCUGGGGAUCCCGAGACAUUACGUCAAGAGCUGGAAUCUGUCCGGAGACAGCAAGAAGCUGCACAAGUGGAGGUAGGCCAUCUUCAAAUGGCUCUAGCACGAAAGUCCCAGGAGUGCGAGGAGCUGACCAGAAGGUGCGACACCAUCAAGCGUGAGUCAGACCAGCAGGUACAUGAGCUGGAGGAAGCAAUGGGAGAUGUGCAGAAGAGAAUGUUAGACUCUGAGGCAAAGGUAAAACAGCUUCAGGCUCAUGUGGUGGCAGUAAAAGAACAUCUAAAUAACCAAGCUGUUGAAGAUCUCAAAGCACAGCUAACUGAGGUCAAGGCUAAGUAUGAGGGAGCAUCUGCUGAGGUAGGACGGGUCAGGAACCACCUGAAGCAGAGUGAGAAAGCCUUGGAAGAGUAUAAGAAAAGUGAGGGGCUACUGGCUGUGGAGGUUGAGAAGCUUACUACAGAGCUGAGUGAAAUGCAAGAAGAGCACAAGGACAUGGAAGAGACUAUGUUGAACAUGGAAGGUCAAGUGAAAAUGGCAGAGGUCAGGUUGGCCUCAAUGGUUCCAGGGGAGAAAUUUGACAACAUGAAGAACCUUCUCACCAAUGCUGUGGAUGAGAAAGAGCAACAGUUAGCAGAGCUAAGGGACGAUUAUGAUCGUGUGCUGGAAGAAGUUGCAGAGCUCCACCGUGCUAUGGAUGACCGGGAAUCUGUCCCCCUUCAAGAGCAUGAGCGAGUCCGAGCCACACUAGAGGAGCAGAGUGCAUCCCUAAAGAAGAAACUUGCUGAUGUUACUGCAAAGUGUCAGUCAUUAAUCUGCGAGUUGGAGGAAGGUGAGGAUGAGAGAGAGCUGCUCCGAGAGGAGCUGCAGGAACUCAGCAACAAUCUAAAGACCAAGUUUGUGGCCUUGGAAAACCACGAGGAAGUGAAGAGGUCUAUGGGACUGGCUGUGGAGGAGUUGAGAGUCAGGUUAGUGGAAGAGACUGAGAAGAGUAAACAGGCUGAGGUGCAGCUGCGAAGGUUGCAGGAGGAGAAGGCAUUUCUCUGUGAGAACAUCACCAGUCUAAGGAGCACAUCCAUCCCCUGUGAGCAGUAUGAGAGCGAGAUAGCUGCACUCUUGGGACAUAACGCAGAGCUGAAGAGUGGCCUUGAGAGCCUCCAUGAUAAAUACCAGGAGAAAGUGAAUGAACUUGAGAUAGCAGCAGCUGAAAAUGUAUCAUUAAAGACUGAGUAUGAGAGAGUGCAGACAGAGUUAGGUGAAGCUUUGCAGAAAGCAAAGAUCGAAAUUGCCAAGUUGGAGGAAGAUUGUAGAGUUCGGGAAGAGGAGUUGCAGAAGGUUAAAGAAGGAAAUGCUAUGUUGAAAGAGGAGUUUGCGAAUGUGCAGGCAAAGUUAGAAAAUGACUAUAUCAGCCUUGUGGAACACGAGGUGAUCAAAAGCAAAAUGAGCAAUGAUUUAUCAGAAGCAGAGGGAAGAGCCAGAGAUGCCUACUCAAAGUACCAGUCUGCCCGAGAGAAUGCCUCAAAGCUCCAUGAAGAAAUCGAAGCACAGAAGAAAGAGUUGGAUACUAUUCAAGAGGCUUUUCAGUCAAAGUUUGUGCCACUGGCUGUUGUGGAGGAAAAAGAGAUGAAUUUUAGCACUGCCCAAAGGGACUUGUCAGAUAAACUUGCCAAAAUGCUGGAGAUGUACAAUGAUGAAAAGACCAAAGGGGAAUGCCAGAGGCAAGAGAACGAAAAAUUUAAAGAAGAAGUGGCAUCUCUGCAGCAGAAACUAGAGGAUCACUACAAGGGCCAGUUGGAGGAACGGAGUCUGAAGUUGGUGGAAAUGGAGCAGCAAUAUAAAGAGGUUACAAUCCAACGAGCCGAGCUCGAAGAACAAAAUGCUUUGUGCAACACUGAGCUCCAGAGCCUCCAGAACAGACUGGACAAUGAGUAUAUCCAUCUGGAGCAAUUUGAGGCAAUGCAGCACGCUCUGAGUGGCAGACUGCAGGAGGCACAGAAGGAGUGUGAGGACUUCCGUGAAGCUCAUAGACUAGAGGUCCAGCGUGUUCAUGAUCUAGAGAAACGUCUCCAGAAUCACAGCUGUGAUGAUGUUCUAAAUGCCCAAUACAGUCAGGCUAAAGUGGCUCUGGAGCAUGAGGUCAAUGAGCUUCGCUUAGCACUGCAGGAGGAAGAGGAAACCAGUGCGCAGAGGGCUGAGGACGUAGCCACUCUGCAGACUGAGCUUCUCAGAGCCACACAUGCUCUGGAUAACCUCCGCAGCCAGGAGGGGCAAAUGACAGAGCUCAAAGCCGAAAAGCACAGGCUGGAGGAGGAGGUGCAUGAACUUGGCCACCGGCUAUCAGGGCUGGAUGAGCAAUAUGAGGAGCUGUACAGGGAAUCAGCCCAGGCCAGAGAGGGUGAAAAGAGAGCAAGAGCGGAAACCGAGGCCCAGCAGGUGAAGAGUGCCUCCAUUGAGAAGGAGAUCAGGGAUCUGAAAGAGAGAUACGACAAAUCGCUCGGCACCAUUGGAGAACUGCAGAAGAGGAUUCAAGCUUCCUCUGAGCAGACUGAGCUCAAAGACAAAAGGAUCGCAGAGCUUUUGGCAGAUGUUGAAAGGCUGAAACAGGCUCUUAAUGGCUUAUCCCAGUUGGCUUAUGCUGGCAACACGCCCAACAAGAGACAGACUCAACACAUUGACACACUCCAAGCCCAGGUCAAGAGCCUCCAGCAGCAGCUGGCUGACGCUGAGAGGCAACACAGAGAAGUGGUUUCAAUUUAUCGAACUCAUCUUCUUAGUGCUGCACAGGGUCACAUGGAUGAAGAUGUCCAGGCUGCCUUAUUGCAGAUCAUCCGAAUGAGACAGGGUUUUGUGUGUUGAACUCAACACGUUGACACUACACUGACUCUAAUUCAUCAUUCACACAGUAACCUUCAGUUCAGCUCAGUGCAGUUUGAUACUGCUCUGGACUGCUUUGGUCCAAAAGUUUGAAAUAUACUGAUUAGGUUUGAAGUAAUAGUGUUUAACUUUUAUAUAGGUUUGCACAGUGACAGUGCUUGCAAGAAGAGUUUCGCUAAAGCCUUAGUACUACAAACACAAACAAAAUUUUGUCAUUUUGAUCAGGGUAAACAUGAGAAACAAUAGAUAUUCAUUUAGAUUAUAUCACACAUAAACAGCUUAUUAGCUUAACUAUGUGAGCUAUAAUGGUGGUAAAGAGUGGUCUGAAUGUUCUUAUAAUUUGCUAAAAGGUCUUGAUUUAGUGGCCUAAGCUAAUGGCAUUGAGUAAUAUUGUAUGCUAUAUGGAUUUAAACUGCACACUCGGUGAUGGAGAAUCAUUUUCCUCAUUUUAUGUUGAAAUAACCUGGCUAUAGUCUUCUAAAGAUGGCGAAGAACAUUCCUUCACUCUACCCUCAUGGCCUCUGUUUUAGUCUCAUCCUCUAAGCUAUAAAUGCAGUGUUUUAAUGAGGGACUCUUCCCUUUUAGUGAGAUUUUAACCAAUACUGAUCUCAGACCAGCUUUAUUGUGUCCUCUCGUCUUCUGAGCUAAGAAUGCAGUGUAUUAAUGAGGGACUCUUCCCUUUAGUUAGAUUUUAACAAAUGCUGAUAUCAGACCAGUCUUAGUGUGUCCUCUGUUAAGGUUACAGUAAUGACUUGGUUAGAGGAAGCUGUUCUCAGAUCACUCUGGAAAAUGCUCUAAUAUACUGGUGGGUACAGAGAUUGUUCUUCGGCCAACUACGUUUUAUGAAAUGCCUGGACACUUUUUUUGCAUACUGUUUCAAUAUCCUGCAGUAUACAAAGAAUAACACUAGACUAUUAUUACAUUCAUAUAAGAGCAAUCUUGCACAGCUUUUAACCAAUACUGAUCUCAGACCAGCUUUAUUGUGUCCUCUCAUCUCAUCUUUGUUACCUUCACAAAUAUCAUUUGCACACACUUAUUGUGAGAGGGUCCCACAAUUCUAGUGGUCCACAGUCAUCAUGAAAGAUCACAGCAUAUCUUUGCAGCUUUACCAUAGUUUUGCUAAGAACCAUGUCUAUGUACUUUUAUGGCUUGUUUCAACUGCGUAAGAUGUAUUAGAGUCAGUCUGUGUCUACUGGGUUGGGUGAUAAAGAAUGGAUUUGUUCUUUGAAGUGUUUAGUAUAUGUUACAUUGCUUUGCAGUGAUAAGAGCCUGUAACCGUAGCCAUCACCGGUCACAUCUCAUGAAAUUGAAUAAGCAAAGCAUUUAACAUUAUUGAAGGCUCUUAAUUAUACUCUCUAUCUCGCAUUGUCCUCAUUAUCCUGGCUGAUAUUGCCAUCUAGUGGUGUGACUUGGCUGGCCAAGUUUGAUGUGUGGUUUUGUGUAGGAGAAUGUGAUGCAUUGGAAUUCUCCCUUUUGAUGCUUCCAGAAUCUGAUACAUCAAUAUUUUUUCAUGGCUUUGUACUACUUUUGAUUAAUGAACACCAUGUUUGUGGUUACUAUUACAAAACUCAGCAGGACUGGAGUAGAAUGGCACAAUACAAACUGUUCAGGUAUCAGAACAUGACUGUAGACUGACAGACUUUAUAUUUUGUAGACAUUUUGGUAACACUUUACAAUUACGUUCCAUUUGUUAACAUUAGUUUACUACAUUAGUUAACAUGAACUAACAAUGAACAAUACUUUUACAGCAUUUGUUAAUCUUGGUUCAUUUUAAUUAACAUACUAUAAAAUAUACUAUACAAAAUUGUAGUUGUUAACAUACGUUAAUGCACUAUGAACUAACAUAAACUAGCAAUUGUAUUUUUAUUAAAUAACAUUACCAGAGAUUAAUUGCUGUAAAAAAAUAUAUUUUGUUAAUUGUUUGUUCAUGAUACCUAAUGCAUUAACUAACUGAAUGGAACCUUAUUGUAAAGUGUUACCAACAAUUUUUUUUUUAAAUCUAUGUCGGACAAUUCUUGUUUCCUAUUGAUUUCGUAAUCAGAUAUUCUAACAUUUACAGCACUCACUGAGCUUCCAACCACAUGACUUUGCUAGUAUUGAUUAAUUUAUUUAAAAAAGCACUACCUAAUGCCAUUUGACUCGAGUGAUAACCGAUACUAUUGGUUCUUUCUGUCGGGGAUAACUAAUGUUACAGUUUCAUUAUUUAUUAGUAUUACAUUCUUACAGUGCUCAUAUGAUUUGGUUAGUUUGUGUUUUCCUACAUGGACAUAUCUCUCCUUUUUGUUUUGCAAAAUUUUGAGUCUAACAUCAAUAAAAGUGCCUCUUUUAGACU